ACUUUAACGAGUUCCGAUGGAGCGUCGGAUUCUUUCAGCAGCCGGACCGGAAACAGCGUGAGGUUACCGACGUCUCUCCUGAAGCGUUGCACCUGAUCAGUGUCCAAGUCCAAGUCCUCAGCUGCUGUUUGUCUUCACAAGAAGAUGUUGAGAAGUGCCUCAGCUCAGAUCAUCAGACAGGUGGUGAGAUACAGGAGCACAGACACCAGCCUCAUCCUGGAGAGAUCAAUAAACCGGGUGCAGCUGUUGGGUCGGGUUGGCCAGGAUCCCGUGAUGAGACAAGUGGAGGGUCGUAACCCCGUCACCAUCUUCUCAUUAGCGACAAAUGAGAUGUGGCGUUCUGGAGAUGGAGAGAUGACAUCAACAGGUGACAUCAGUCAGAAGACGACGUGGCAUCGCGUGUCUGUGUUCAAACCCGGUCUGAGAGACGUGGCCUACCAGUAUGUCAAGAAGGGGUCCAGGAUUCUAGUAGAGGGGAAGCUGGACUACGGGGAGUACGUGGACAAGAACCAAGUCAGACGUCAGGCCACCACCAUCAUCGCAGAUAACAUCAUCUUCCUAAGCGACAACAUCCGAGACAGAACCUGAACAACUUUCCUCUAUCAACACAACAACUUCUUUUUGUAUCUUCUCGUUUGUAUAAAAUAAGACUUGGACCCAAAAACAUAAAGGAACUGUUUGACCCACCAAAAAGGGGACAGAAUAAGCUGUGACACUUUGAUCAUGUUUGAAUGUGGCGCCACCUGCUGGUGGAAAGAGAAGCCUUCGAUGCAUAAAGAGUAGCAGAAAAAGUCCACUCUUGUAGUGUGCACGUAUACACUUACUGAUUAUGAUCUUUUAUUGUGCUACAUGUACAUAACUGUUAAAAUAUACACUUUACGUCCUAUUUACGCGUUCUUAAGUUUUAUGUGUGAGAUUAAUGUUUGGAAAUGCUUCUCAUGAAUCAUAAUUCUGGGUUUGAUGACUCUUUACAAAGUUUUGAAAAGUUGUAGCUCUUCCUCAUGUUGAAGAUCAUACGAAGCCAUUAUGGUUUUUCUUUGUUGCAACAGUUAAGACGACUUCUCUUUAAUCUCAGAAAUUGUUUCUUGGAGAGGAAGACUGUGAAUCGGGGGUCUCAAAAUACUCAAUCUGACACAGGAAACACUUCCUCGAGACUGCAGAAUUACCUCUUUAUUUCACAUCAUCAUCUCCCAGUAAAAAUAAUGUCUCAUGUAUUAAGUGCUGAAAAAAAUUCUACUUGUUACGCUCCAUUGCCCAUGACAAACUCACAGGAUUAUCUGCAUAAUGCGCAAAGAAGUUGAUGUUUUGGAGAUGCACGACAUGUUAAACGUGUCAGCUAUGUCUGCUGAACAUGAGAGAAAAGUUAACCAUUGGACAGUUGCUCAUUACUGCAUUUAGUUCAACUGCUUCCCGUCUGUCGUCGUUAAAUGAUACAGUAUAAACCCAGUGAGUAUGUGACCCCUGCUGUUAAUGAAACACACCAGAUUGACCUCAAGUGUUGUUCUCCACUCACAGUUUGCAUGUUUUACCUCACCACACAGCCGACUUCACAAGUGGACAAAUCACUUGUGAAAGAUAAGGUAACCCUCUUUGUCAUGUGACAAGAAGUUUUACCCUUUCGACCUCACUGUACCCACCAAACCUCUCCUUUAAAGAAGUCUACAUUCUGGAUUUUAGUCUUUCAUGUGCGAACAGUGUCACGUCCUGCUUUGACUUGAUGACAAAUGUAAGCUGUCUUUCUGUCAUGUCUCUUCAUGCAAAUCUCUCCUGAUUAAACGCUGUUCAGCGCUGAUCACUGAAACAUGUGAAGAUAUAUUUAAAACUUUUGUGGAAGCGCCUUCAAUUGAAUUUUCAGUUUUCUCUUGCUUUGGGUUUUUCCUGCUUAUAUACCUGAAUUGUGCAUAGUUAACACUGCACAUUAUUGUACUGACAUGACAGUUUGAUUAGUUUUAUCUGUUCCCUUUAUUUUUAUUUUCUGCCAUGUCACUCUUUUGUCAGUUGUUAUCACACUUAUCUGUUUUUCAUUUCCUUCCUGCACAGCGACUGGUUACUUUCACUGUCAGUUCAUUUCUCUGUAAUGGUGUAAUGCUACAAUAGACAUUUUUCAAGUA
Messenger RNA from Lates calcarifer (barramundi perch), 2111 nucleotides. It is a transcript of the gene ssbp1, whose product is annotated as single-stranded DNA binding protein 1. The transcript is spliced from 7 exons. Bases 145 to 588 code for a protein of 147 amino acids. The record is from RefSeq and is a predicted model, not a curated record. Gene Ontology annotation, molecular function: single-stranded DNA binding. Gene Ontology annotation, biological process: mitochondrial DNA replication; positive regulation of helicase activity. Lineage: Eukaryota; Metazoa; Chordata; Actinopteri; Centropomidae. Gene Ontology annotation, cellular component: mitochondrial nucleoid.